AUGGCAGGCCGCGCCGGCGGCGGCCGCCGGCCACGCGCCGUCUUCAUGGCCUUCGGCACUCAAGGCGACGUCUUCCCCAUCGCAGCGCUUGCUGCAACUUUUGGGCGUGACCAGCAGGAGUAUGCUGUGGUGUUCAUCUCUCAUUCCGCGCACCGGAGUUUGUCAGCACAUCUAGCGGCCAGCAAUGUCAGAUACAUGCCUGUGUCAAGCCCGCCUGUCCUCGCUGCUGAACAGGUAGAGAAUAUCUCAAGCGAUUCUAUUCAAUCAAAUCAUGAGCGUGAGUCCUUUUCAAUGUGGAAAAAAGCCAUUCAGAUGGAGCACAGGAAAGAAUGCUUGUCUUCUAUUGAAGAAGUUUUUGGAAACGAUCCAAGCAUCAGUGGGGAUUUUAUUGUGAUCAAUUUCUUUGCUUUGGAAGGUUGGCACCUCGCAGAACUAUUCCAAGUAAAGUGUGUCAUUGCUGCUCCCUAUUUUGUUCCGUAUAGUGCUCCUACAUCAUUUGAACGUCAAUUUAAACAAAAAUUUCCUCUACUGUACAAGUACUUCCAAGAAGCUCCUGCAAACACGGUCUGCUGGACUGACAUUAUCGACUGGAUGUGGGCACUCUUCACGGAAAGUUGGGGAUCAUGGAGAAAUGAUUGUCUGAAUCUUAGCCCUAUUCCUUUCACAGAUCCAGUAACCAAUCUUCCUUUGUGGCAUGUGCGAGAGGAGUCACCUUUAUUACUGUAUGGUUUCAGCAAAGAAAUUGUGGAGUGCCCAGGAUAUUGGCCAUUCAAUGCUCAUGCUUGUGGCUUUUGGUUUCUUCCUAUGGCUUGGCAAUUUUCUUGUGACAAAUGCAUGGAGUUGUCUGGAAAUACCAAUUCUUCAUCUGGCGGAUUAAGUUCCAUUGGUAGAAUGGGCUUUCUUAGAAAUCCUAAAGCAUUUUUAAUGGUGCUUAAGGCUGCCAUAGAGUCAUCAGACUAUAGAUUCAUCCUUUUUUCAUCUGGAUACAAGCCAUUGGAUUCUGCAAUCCAAUCCAUUGCUUCAUCAGAAAAUGAAUCAAGAGGCGUGGAUUCACCUUCUCUUGGUGGUGACAGCACUCUCCUUUUUAAUGGCCAUCUUUUCUGCUUUUUAGGAUCAAUACCGUACAGUUGGCUUUUUCCUAGAUGUGCAGCUGCUAUUCACCAUGCUGGCAGUGGAUCUACAGCUGCAGCACUACUUGCUGGAAUCCCUCAGGUAACAUGUCCUUUCCUGCUGGACCAAUUUUACUGGGCAGAGAGGCUACAUUGGUUAGGAGUGGCGCCUGAACCCCUUCAAAGACAAAAUCUAGUCCCAGAUAAUGAUGAUGCCUUGAGCAUCCACAAUGCUGCCGAUGUGCUAGUUGGAGCUAUCAGAUCAGCUUUAUCACCGGAAAUCAAAACUCAGGCGGCCAGAAUUGCUGAUAGGCUUUCUUUUGAGGAUGGGAUUGGAGAAGCCCUCAGGACCUUGAAGGAUAGAGUGUUGACUCAGAACAAAACCUGA
Miscanthus lutarioriparius is the source of this 1497-nucleotide messenger RNA. Lineage: Eukaryota; Viridiplantae; Streptophyta; Magnoliopsida; Poales; Poaceae. The record is from the annotation of a GenBank genome assembly.